Salvia hispanica is the source of this 2553-nucleotide messenger RNA. The record is from RefSeq and is a predicted model, not a curated record. Lineage: Eukaryota; Viridiplantae; Streptophyta; Magnoliopsida; Lamiales; Lamiaceae.
AUGGCAUACAAUCUUCAAUCACUCAUCACUAUCCUCCAACUAAUUCUUGAUCCUGAAGAAUCACUUUGGAAUGUUGAUCGCAACAAACCACAACUCCGAUCCCUACUCCAAAAAACUGAAUCUCUUCUCCACAUUCUUGAAAAGUCUUCACUCACCAACAUACCAAGUAAUUUGGAGAGCCAAAUCAGAGAUGUUUCAUAUAAAGCAGAAGAUAUUAUUGAAACAAGAAUGGUUCGAAAAAUGCUUUCCACCACUAAAGGCACACGGCUUAGUUUCUCCACACCAGAUCUGCAGCAAGUAGCUCAAGAGCUGGAUUUGGCAAUGGAACAAGUGUUGAAGACUAUCUCAACUGGCGCUUCUUCCUCGCAUGAUGUGCAGCAAGCAAAUCAACAACUUGAAUCUAUUAAGCUCGUGGAGGUGGCGGAAAUUAAGAUUCCAGCUGGUGCUCCUUUGUCGAGCUCCAAGAGCGAUUUGGUGGGAGUUGAUGCAGAUGUGCUGCAGUUGAAGGAUCGACUUACAAAUAUGCAGACCAAGCUGGAGAUCAUCCCCAUUACUGGGAUGGGUGGAAUAGGUAAGUCCACUCUUGCUCGAAAUCUUUAUGAUGAUCCGCUCAUCACUACUAGCUUUGAUUAUCGUGGUUGGGCUGCAAUUUCACAACUUCCCAAUAUGCGAGAUAUUCUAUUAAGUCUUCUUCGUCGCCCAAACGAAAAGAUUGAUGAUGAACUAAAUAAACGUAGUGAAAAUGAGUUGAAAGAUAUAUUGUAUAAGAGGUUGUUUGGGCGCCGAUACAUGAUUGUGUUAGAUGAUAUAUGGAGCACCAAGUUCUGGGAUGAGAUAAGGAUGUAUCUCCCAAACAACAGUAAUGGGAGUCGAAUUGUGAUCACCACCAGGGAAUCUAAUGUAGCCCAAUAUGUUGUAAACUCAAAGAGUUUGCAUCAUAACCUGCAAUUGCUUAACAUGUCUGCAAGUUGGGAUCUACUUCACCAAACUAUAUUUGGAGAAGAUGAUUGCCCUCUUGAAUUACAAGAGAUAGGAACUAAGAUUGCGAGUGAAUGCGGUGGGCUUCCUCUUGCAAUUCAUGUGAUCGGUGGGCUUUUGUCAAAGGUCGAAAGAUCAAGAGAUGUUUGGGAGCAUCUUUCAAUAGAUGUAAAAGCUUCCAUUGUUAAAUGUGAGGAGCGGUUCUCCAAUAUACUCUCAUUGAGUUAUAACCACUUACCCAUUUACUUGAAACCAUGUUUCUUAUAUAUGGGGGCUUUUCCAGAAGAUUACGAGAUUAAGGGAACUAGACUUCUGAGUCUAUGGAUAGCUGAAGGAUUUGUGAAAUCUAGUGGUGAUAAGAAUUUGGAGGAAGAGGCUAAGGAUUACUUAAAAGUUCUCGUGGAGAGGAAUCUACUUUUGGUUGCACAGGAAAGUGAUAAUGGGAAAGCAAAGAGUUACUCAAUCCAUGAUCUUUUGAGGGAUUUAUGCAUAAAGAAGGCUAAAGAGGAGAAGUUUUUAGACGUUAAGGAUUCAAUGCGGCGUGUAAGUGUUGAGUCAUCAUAUGACAUGGAAGAUGUGUGUGCUUCACCACAAUUAAUGUCACUUGCCCGAUCUUUUAUAUGCACUAAUGAUAAGAUUAAUAUAUCUCCUGUUUUUGGCAUAUUAAGAUUAGUUAGGGUGCUAGAUGUAAUGGCUAUCAACUGCUCUUCGCGUUUACCUAAUGGAAUAUCAAGAUUGCAAAAUCUGCAAACCUUGAUUUCUGCACAUUAUGUGCCCUAUGUGCCAUCUGAAUUAUGGGAGAUGUAUGAGCUAAUACAUAUUAGGUUAUCGAGUACAGUAUUCAAACUCAAGAAGAUAAAAUUUGAGCUCAAAAAGCUGCAGACGCUUUACAUUGUGUGGGUAACUCCUAAGCUGAUUAUAAGUGGCAUUUUUAAAAGAAUCCCAAACAUCAUAAAGUUGGGAAUCCAUUAUGAAGACUCACCAAACAUUGAAGUUGAUCUUAGCCAUCUUCACAAGCUUGAAAUAUUGCAUUGCCAAUCAGAAUUGGAUAAACAUGGUAGUCGUUUUCUGCACAGACUCAGAUUUCCGUGUAAUCUUAGAAAGUUAACUCUUCGUAGGUGUGUACUAUUUAGGAGUUUGUUGACAACUCUGUGUACACUACCAAAUCUGGAAGUGCUGAAAAUAUGUAAAUGUGUAUUUGAAAGAGAGGAAGAGGCAGAGGAAGAGGAAGAGGAAGAGGAGGAGGAGGAAGAGCCAGAGCCAGAGGAAGAGGAAGAGGAAGAGUGGGAGGCGACAGAAGGAGAUGAAUUUCGCUCACUGCUGUUCCUACAGUUACAAUCCUUAAAUCUGGUGCACUGGAAAGCUGAUGAGACCAACUUCCCUAAACUCCAGACGUUGGUUGUAUCCGCCUGCUAUAAGCUAGAGGAAAUCCCCAGCGCCAUUGGAGAUAUCCCAACUCUCCAAGAAAUUUAUAUACAUGAAUGUGGUGCUUCUGUAGUGGCCUCGGCACAACAAAUUCAGGAGAUGCAGCAAGAAGAGUACGACAACUUCGACCUCAAAUUGUAUAUACGUUAG